CUUCCGCGCUCUCUGUGUGCGUAUGGUGAGGUCCGGGAAUGCGUAUUAUUGGAUUUGUUUAUGCGUACAAUUGGGUUUGUAUGCAGAUCUUCGUGAAGACCCUAACGGGUAAAACCAUCACCCUUGAGGUGGAACCCUCGGACACUAUUGAAAAUGUGAAGGCCAAGAUCCAAGAUAAGGAAGGUAUUCCUCCCGAUCAACAGCGACUCAUCUUCGCCGGAAAGCAGCUUGAAGAUGGACGCACUCUCUCAGAUUACAACAUCCAGAAGGAGUCGACUCUCCAUUUGGUUUUGCGUCUGCGUGGUGGUGUAAUUGAGCCUUCCUUGAAGCUUCUGGCAGAGAAGUACAACUGCAAUAAAAUGAUCUGUCGCAAGUGUUACGCUCGUCUCCAUCCAAGAGCCACAAACUGCCGUAAGAAGAAGUGUGGACACACCUCCAACAUUCGCCCCAAGAAGAAGAUCAAGGGUUAAAUUUUGUGUUGAUAGAGUUUAUUACUCAUUAAAAAAAAGUGGAGAUGAAAUACUAUUAAUUUUGUGGUUGAAUUAUCAAAUAAAGGAAGUAAGUCUCCAAUACA
Molecule: messenger RNA, 574 nt
Organism: Homarus americanus (American lobster)
Lineage: Eukaryota; Metazoa; Arthropoda; Malacostraca; Decapoda; Nephropidae
Gene: RpL40
Product: ubiquitin-60S ribosomal protein L40
Exons: 5
Coding region: 39-470 (143 amino acids)
Biological process (GO): translation; modification-dependent protein catabolic process; protein ubiquitination
Cellular component (GO): cytoplasm; nucleus; ribosome
Molecular function (GO): protein tag activity; ubiquitin protein ligase binding; structural constituent of ribosome
Source: RefSeq, a predicted model, not a curated record